Messenger RNA from Penicillium samsonianum, 774 nucleotides. RefSeq names its product sucrase/ferredoxin-like domain-containing protein. The transcript is spliced from 3 exons. NCBI's taxonomy places the organism in Eukaryota, Fungi, Ascomycota, Eurotiomycetes, Eurotiales, Aspergillaceae. Bases 1 to 774 code for a protein of 257 amino acids. The record is from RefSeq and is a predicted model, not a curated record.
AUGUUUCGCUCACUACUGGCGAUCACUGGCAGGCGCCCGAAAUACAUCUUUCCUGAAGUCGAUCCGAAGGUCGACGGAGACGACUGCCGCACCGACUGCAAUGACUGCACCGUGAAAUGUCCCAAAAACGUCAAGAUUGACACCACACUUCCGAUAAUGAUCCGGAAGGUCGACCAAGAGGAUGGAAGUUUAAUGGAGGCAUUCAAAUCGGACGCAAAGUCCAAGCAUGGUCGUCUCAUGAUCUCCGUGUCCAACCUCACUCCACCGGGUGGAGAGGUGCCUGAUACCUCUAAGACAACAGUCCUCCUACUGCCAUCGUUUACCUUUGUGGAUAAUGUUUCUUACUCGGAUGCCCAGAGCGUGGUCGAAACGUUCAUUGACGUGCCACCGGGUAAUUCAACCCAAUCCAUCAGCAGUCCACGAUUGACCUCCCGACCAUGUCCACAUGACUAUGUAGUCCUGCUGUGCUCGCAUAAGCGGCGUGAUGCGCGCUGUGGAAUUACCGCACCGUUGAUCAAAAAAGAGAUGGAGCGACAUCUGCGCGGACAUGAUCUUUACCGAGAUAUGGAUGAUGAACGACCUGGCGGUGUGGGAAUUUACAUCGUCUCCCACGUUGGGGGUCACAAGUUCUCUGCAAACGUGUUGAUCUAUCGGAAGAAAGAACAGCAGAUGAUCUGGUUGGCUAGGGUCAAGCCGGAGCAUUGCGAGGGGAUUGUGAAUUACACAAUCCUGGAAGGGCUGGGUAGGCGGCCCGACCUUAAUCCGGUACAGUAG